UCAUAUUUAAAUAGAAUUAUUGUCAAAAUUAUCUAAAACAACUAAUUAGAUAAAACUCAAUUGCUUUAUAUUCUCUCUAACAAAAUCUUCGCCGGUAACUUUUGAUUUUCCGAGUUCGGAUUGAAUAUGUCAGAUUCCGAUCGUGUUCCAACAAGUUAUUCCGGGCUGCAUGAACCUUCCGGUGAAGCUGAGUCUCUGUUUGGGAGAAUUGAUCCCAAAAAGUUUGGAGAUCGUGUUUACCGGAGUACGCCGCCGGAGAAAAUUCAGAAGAAGAAGCGGGAACGAUUUGUUGUCUCUGAGACCACUAUACAGAACAAGAAGAGACGGAGGAUUCAGGGAGAAGAAAGUUCUGUUCUUAAUUGGGCAGAGGAAGGAGGAGUUUACCAGCCGAAAACUAAGGAAACUAGAGCUGCUUAUGAGUCUUUGCUCAGUUUGAUUCAGAAUCAAUUAUGUGGACAGCUUCUCAACAUUGUGAGUGCGGCGGCUGAUGAGAUUUUGGCUGUGCUAAACGACGGUUUUUCCAGUAAUUCUGAUAAGAAAAAGAUGGAGAUUGAGAAGGUGUUGAAUUCCGUAUCGAAUAAGGUAUUUGAUAAGUUUGUGUCAAUUGCAAGAUUUAUUACUGAUUAUCAAUGUGAUGGUCAUCGUGAUGAUGAAGUGCUUUAUGAUGAUGAUGUUGGUGUAGCAGUUGAUUUUGAGGAGAACGAAGAAGACGUAGAAGAAAGUGAUCUUGAUGUGGUGCUAGAUGAUGGAGAAGAGGAUGAGUAUGUGCAGCUGGAAGGUAAUGUUGCUGGUAAUAUGCAGAUGGGCAGCGGCGGCAUUGAUGAUGAAAUAUUGCAGGAAGCUGAUCUGGGCAUGGCUUUGAAUGUUCAGUAUAUAGAUGCUUAUUGGCUUCAAAGAAAGAUUUCUCAAGCUUAUGAGCAGCAGCAGAUUGAUCCGCAACAGAGUCAAAAGCUUGCUGAAGAGGUUUUUAAAAUUCUUGCUGAAAGUGGUGAUGAUCGUGACGUGGAAACAAAGUUGCUGGUGCAUCUGCAAUAUGACAAGUUUAGUCUAAUCAAGUAUCUUCUGAGAAACCGGCUAAAGGUAGUGUGGUGUACUCGUCUCGCAAGGGCUGAAGACCAGGAAAAGAGGAAGAAAAUCGAACAAGACAUGUUGGGGUUGGGGCCAGAUCAUGCUGCAAUAUUACAACAGUUGCAUGCUACUACUAGGGAAACUGCGAAAGAGAGACAGAAGAAUUUGGAGAAAAGCUUUAGGGAAGAAGCUAGGCGACUUAAGGAUGCAUCUGGUGCAGAUGGUGAAGAUCUUGAUAAUGGUUGGUCGAUGGGCCAGCGUUCAUUGCUCAAUCUUGACAGCCUUGCGUUCCAUCAGGGUGGUUUGUUGAUGACAAAUAAAAACUGUGAGCUCCCAGCAGGAUCAUAUAGGAAUCAUAUGAAGGGUUAUGAGGAAGUUCAUGUGCCAGCAUUGAAGCCAAAGCCAUUAGCUCCCGGAGAAAAGCUUGUGAACAUCUCUUCCCUUCCACAGUGGGCACAACCAGCUUUCACUGGAAUGAUCCAAUUGAACAGGGUGCAGAGUAAAGUAUAUGAAACCGCCCUUUUUACUCCUGAGAACAUCUUACUGUGUGCUCCCACAGGAGCUGGCAAGACUAAUGUAGCUAUGCUCACUAUACUUCAUCAAAUUGGAUUGAACCGUAAGGAAGAUGGAUCUUUCAAUCAUAACAAUUAUAAGAUUGUCUAUGUGGCACCAAUGAAAGCCCUUGUUGCUGAAGUAGUUGGCAAUCUCUCCAGGCGUUUGGAGCUCUACGGUGUCACUGUGAAAGAAUUGAGUGGAGAUCAGUCACUAACUCGUCAACAGAUUGAAGAAACUCAACUUAUUGUGACAACUCCGGAGAAAUGGGAUAUCAUAACCAGAAAGUCGGGUGAUCGGACAUCUACACAGCUUGUUUAACUUCUUAUAAUUGAUGAGAUACAUCUCCUGCAUGACAACAGAGGUCCUGUUUUGGAAAGUUUAAUCGCAAGAACUAUCAGACAAAUUGAGACCACGAAAGAGCAUAUCCGGCUGGUUGGGUUGUCAGCGACACUUCCAAAUUUUGAGGAUGUGGCAGAGUUUUUGAGAGUUGAUCUGAACAAAGGCCUCUUCUAUUUUGACAAUAGUUACAGGCCUGUCCCGUUGGCUCAACAGUAUGUUGGAAUUACUGUUAAGAAGCCGUUGCAGAGAUUCCAGCUGAUGAAUGAUGUUUGCUAUGAGAAGGUAACCAGUGUGGCAGGAAAGCAGCAAGUGCUUAUUUUUGUCCACUCAAGGAAGGAAACAACAAGGACAGCUCGUGCAAUACGAAAUACUGCACUUGCUAAUGACACAUUAGGUAAGUUUUUAAAGGAGGACAGUUUAAAUCGAGAAAUUCUUCAGUCUCAUGCAGAUCUUGUCAAAAACAAUGAUCUCAAGAAUCUUUUAUCAUAUGGUUUCGCAAUUCAUCAUGCGGGGUUGGUUAGGACCGAUCGUCAACUUGUGGAGGACCUCUUUGCUAAGGGACAUGUGCAAGUUCUGGUGUCAACAGCAACCUUAGCUUGGGGUGUCAAUUUACCUGCACAUACUGUCAUUAUAAAAGGAACUCAGAUAUACAACCCUGAGAAAGGAGCCUGGACCGAACUGAGUCCCCUUGAUGUUAUGCAGAUGCUUGGCCGUGCUGGAAGGCCUCAAUAUGACACUUAUGGAGAAGGAAUCAUCAUAACUGGACACAGUUCACUGAAAUAUUAUCUUUCUCUAAUGAAUCAGCAACUUCCUAUUGAAAGUCAGUUCAUAUCUAAGUUGCCUGAUCAGUUGAACGCAGAGAUUGUCCUUGGGACUGUGCAGAAUGCCAAAGAGGCAUGCAAGUGGAUCCUCUAUACUUACCUCUAUGUUCGAAUGGUACGAAAUCCCAGUCUUUAUGGUCUUGCUGCUGCUGGUGUCAAAAUUGAAGAUGCUUUUGAGGAAAGGUGUGCUGACUUGGUUCAUUCUGCAGCUGCAUUACUGGACAAAAACAACCUGAUUAAGUAUGAUAGGAAGAGUGGAUAUUUCCAGGUGACUGACUUGGGUCGCAUUGCUAGCUGUUACUACAUAAGUCAUGGGACAAUUUCCACAUUCAAUGAGCACUUGAAAUCAACAAUUGGUGACAUGGAGCUUUGUAGAAUCUUCUCUCUCAGUGAGGAGUUCAAAUGUGUAACAGUAAGGCAGGAUGAGAAAAUGGAAUUGGCAAAGCUUCUGGAUCGUGUUCCCGUUCCUAUAAAAGAGAGUCUUGAGGAGCCAAGUGCCAAGAUCAAUGUUCUAUUGCAGGCAUAUAUUUCACAGCUGAAGCUUGAGGGGCUGUCUUUGUCAUCGGACAUGGUCUAUAUAACUCAAAGUGCUGCACGUCUGAUGCGAGCCCUUUUUGAGAUAGUUCUGAAAAGAGGAUGGGCUCUAUUAGCUGAUAAGGCUUUGAAAUGGUGCAAGAUGAUAAGUAAGAGGAUGUGGAGUGUGCAGACACCACUUCGCCAAUUCCAUGGCAUUCCAAAUGAAAUCUUGAUGAGAUUGGAAAAGAAAGAUUUGGCUUGGGAGCGGUAUUAUGAUCUUUCAUCACAAGAGUUAGGGGAGCUUAUUCAUUUCCCGAAGCAGGGAAGAACACUUCACAAAUUCAUUCAUCAAUUCCCAAAGCUGAACCUUGCAGCACAUGUUCAACCAAUUACUCGCUCUAUCCUGAGGGUAGAAUUGACUAUGAAACCAGAUUUCCAGUGGGAGGAUAAGGUCCAUGGUUAUGUAGAACCCUUCUGGGUUAUUGUAGAAGAUAAAGACAGGGAGAGAAUUCUUCAUCAUGAAUAUUUCAUGCUGAAGAAGCAGUAUAUUAAUGAGGACCAUACUUUGAACUUCACUGUCCCAAUUUAUGAACCAUUGCCUCCUCAAUACUUCAUCCAUGUUGUGUCUGAUAGAUGGCUAGGGUCCCAAACUGUUUUACCAGUUCCUUUCCGGCACCUGAUUUUACCAGAGAAGUAUCCUCCUCCCACCGAGUUGCUAGACCUGCAACCUCUACCAGUUACUGCAUUGAGGAAUCCAGCAUAUGAAGCGCUUUAUCAAGAUUUAAAGCAUUUUAAUCCAGUUCAAACUCAGGUUUUUACAGUCUUGUACAACUCAGAGGACAACGUCUUGGUUGCAGCUCCAACUGCUAGUGGGAAGACCAUUUGUGCUGAACUUCCCAUAUUAAGAAAUCAUCAGAAAGGACCUGAUAGUAUUUUCCGUGCAGUGUAUAUAGCUCCCCUUGAGGCUCUUGCUAAGGAGCGAUACAGUGAUUGGAAGAAGAAAUUUGGGGAUUCUCUUGGAAUGAGAGUGGUUGAAUUAACUGGGGAAACCGCGACUGAUUUGAAACUGUUAGAGAAGGGUCAGUUAAUCAUUAGCACACCUGAGAAAUGGGAUGCUUUAUCCCGCCGUUGGAAACAGCGCAAGUAUGUUAGGCAAGUGAGUCUUUUCAUUGUUGAUGAACUGCACCUGAUUGGUGGCCAAGGCGGUGAAGUGCUAGAGGUGAUUGUCUCUCGGAUGCGAUAUAUCUCAAGCCAGGUAGAGAACAAGGUUCGUAUUGUUGCUUUGUCAACUUCCCUGGCGAAUGCCAAGGAUUUGGGGCAAUGGAUUGGGGCUACAUCUCAUGGACUUUUCAACUUUGCUCCUUGUGUCAGGCCUGUGCCACUUGACAUACAUAUUCAGGGUGUUGACAUUGCUAACUUUGAGGCUAGGAUGCAAGCCAUGACAAAACUCACGUAUACUGCAAUAGUACAACAUGCAAUGAAAGGAAAACCAGCAAUAGUGUACGUCCCCACAAGGAAGCUUGCACGCCUUGCUGCGGUGGAUCUGAUGACUUACUCAAGCAUGGACAACAAAGGCACACCUGUGUUUUUGAUGAAAUCUGAAACAGAGCUGGAGUCUUUUAUGGAGAGAAUCAACGAGCCUGUGCUAAAAGAAACACUAAGGUAUGGUGUGGGCUACUUGCAUGAAAGCUUGUCUGGCACAGAUCAGGCUAUAGUGAAGACACUCUUUGAAACUGGAUGGAUUCAAGUAUGUGUAAUGAGCAGUAAAAUGUGUUGGGGAGUGCGCCUCUCUGCCAAGCUGGUGGUGGUUAUGGGAACGCAGUACCAUGAUGGUAGGGAAAAUGUGCACAGUGACUAUCCAGUGAGUGAUUUAUUGCAGAUGAUGGGUCAUGCCAGUCGACCUCUUGUAGAUAGCUCGGGGAAGUGUGUCAUCCUCUGCCAUGCACCACGCAAGGACUACUACAAGAAUUUCUUGUAUGAAGCAUUCCCAGUUGAGAGCCAUUUACAGCACUAUCUCCAUGAUAAUUUCAACACAGAGAUUGUUGUUGGAGUUAUUCAGAACAAGCAGGAUGCAGUAGAUUACCUUACAUGGACAUUUAUGUACAGAAGGCUCACUCAGAAUCCAAACUACUAUAAUCUGCAGGGUGUUAGUCACAGGCAUAUUUCGGAUCACCUCUCAGAGCUGGUGGAGAAUACUAUCAGUGACUUGGAGUUAAGCAAGUGUGUUGCUGUGGUAGAUGACGUUUUGCUUUCACCCCUGAAUCAUGGAUUGAUUGCAUCAUAUUAUUACAUCAGUUACACGACAAUAGAACGUUUUACCUCUUCUUUGACCUCCACAACGAAGUUGAAGGGCUUGCUUGAAAUUUUGGCUUCAGCAACAGAGUAUGAACAGCUUCCAAUAAGACCCGGUGAAGAGGAGUUGAUAAGAAGGUUAGUUAAUCAUCAGCACUUCUCUUUUGGGAAUCCCAAAUACACAGACCCUCAUGUCAAGGCUAAUGCUCUGUUACAAGCCCACUUCUCUAGGCAAAUGGUAGGUGGGAAUCUUGCUUCUGAUCAGCAAGAGGUACUUCUUUCUGCUUGUAGGUUGCUUCAAGCAAUGGUUGAUGUAAUAUCCAGUAAUGGAUGGCUGAAUCUAGCACUUCUAGCAAUGGAAGCGAGCCAGAUGAUCACUCAAGGAAUGUGGGGGCACUAUUCUGAGCUUCUUCAACUUCCACACGUCACAAAGGAAUUGGCUAAGAAGUGCCAAGAGAAUCCAGGAAAGAGUGUAGAGAGUGUGUUUGAUCUAGUGGAGAUGAAAGAUGAUGAGAGGUAUGAGCUCUUGCAAAUAUCAGAGUCACAGCUUGUGGAUAUUGAUCGUUUCUGCAAGCAGUAUCCAUACAUUGAUUUGACAUACGAUGUGCUGAACGGUGAUAAUGUGAGAGCAGGAGACAAUGUGAAUUUACACGUAAGUCUUGAGCGAAGAUCUGAGAUUGGACCUGUGCUUGCGCCUAGAUACCCUAAAGACAAGGAAGAAGUAUGGUGGCUUGUUGUUGGUGAUACUAAAAGCAACCAACUAGUAGCUAUUAAGAGGGUUAAUCUUCAGAGGGAGUCAAGGAUCAAGCUUGAUUUCACCGCCCCUGCUGAAGCUGGAACGAGGAAGUAUAAACUCUAUUUCAUGUGUGAUUCUUAUCUAGGUUGUGAUGAGGAACACACUUGUGAAGUUGACAUAAACCACGUAAUGCCUGAAGACGACAGUUGAAGAGAGUGACAUAGCUUUUACUUUUUGGCAACCUGAUUCCUGCAUCACUUGUGGUUCACCAGUCUGUAGGAGAUAAAGUUGGCAAUACAUGAGGCAAAUGGCUAUAUCCUGGGUUUGGAAGUUGGGUAUUUUCCUAUUAUGUUUUGACUACUUGGCAGCCAGAAAGGAGAGAGCUGAUGUGUUUUCAUUGCUAAAGUGAAGAGAUCCACCACAAGGAUCCAUGUAGCAUUCUGUCAGGUAAUUCCGUGAAUGGCCUAACUGAGAGAUGGUUUUUUGUCUAUUGGCUGAAUAUCACAGAGGAAUGUUGCACCUGAUAACCACCAUCCGUUUUUCAAGGUUCACAAGCCUGAGGUCUGUUUCUGUUAUUCCUAUCUAUCUUUUCAUGCUUCACACCUGAACUUGCACAAAUAAGAUCAUAUUCACAUUUCUUCAUUUAGACCUGAGAAAUGCGCUCAUAGAUCUUAAUUUAGAGCAUUAAGUCUAUUUUCAAUCUAAAGUAAAAGACAGUAUAUAGAAUACUGCUAAUCUUGUUUUUAGUU
This is a messenger RNA of Solanum pennellii, 7076 nucleotides long. RefSeq names its product DExH-box ATP-dependent RNA helicase DExH12-like. Gene Ontology annotation, cellular component: nucleus. Lineage: Eukaryota; Viridiplantae; Streptophyta; Magnoliopsida; Solanales; Solanaceae. The record is from RefSeq and is a predicted model, not a curated record. The transcript has 3 exons. Gene Ontology annotation, molecular function: ATP binding; ATP hydrolysis activity; nucleic acid binding.